Paramecium primaurelia is the source of this 516-nucleotide messenger RNA. NCBI's taxonomy places the organism in Eukaryota, Ciliophora, Oligohymenophorea, Peniculida, Parameciidae. The record is from the annotation of a GenBank genome assembly.
AUGAUGUAGGAGAAUAGUAAUUUAAUGCCUGUUGAUGAAAUCUGGAAAUAAUUGAGUAAAGUAACAACAACUGUAAAUAGGAAUGUUAAAAGAAUGUCCUAAUUAUUAGAUCAACUUAUUACUCAUACACUUUCUAAUGAUGGUGAUUGUUUAUAAAUACCUUAAAGGAAGGUAGAUAAUCAUAUUAAAGAAAGAGAGAAAUAUGCAAAAGAUUAUAAAUAAUGUGUACUUCGUGAAUUGAAUAUAAAAUUGAAUUAGAGUAUAACAAGUUAGAAAAAUAUUUGUAAUAAAUGUUAAAUGAUUUGUAAAACUAGAAAAGGUUACUUACUUCAUUUGUUAUAAAAACAUUGUGAGUACAAAUUCUAUUUUUGUAUUAAAUGUUAUGAUAAAUUUGAUAAUUUUAAUAAAUUUAAAUAGCAUUUAUGCAAUAAUCAUGAUGAAAUAAUGAUAUUUUAAGUGACAGAAUAAAUAUAAUAAUUAAUAGAUCAUGGAGCAAGAGAAAUAUCUAAAGAGUGA